Molecule: messenger RNA, 180 nt
Organism: Effrenium voratum
Lineage: Eukaryota; Dinophyceae; Suessiales; Symbiodiniaceae
Source: the annotation of a GenBank genome assembly
AUGCCAGAGUCAGAUGAAGACGAGGAGGAAUCCGAAGAGGAGGACUCUCAGGUGUCUGUGGAUGUGGACCCUGUCGACAUCGAUUUGGACGAUGAGGAGGAAGAGGAGGAGUCGGCCGAGGGCGAGGGCAGCGAGGGCUCGGGCCCUUCAAGGCUCAAUGUCUACUUCUUGGACGGCUAG